Messenger RNA from Lotus japonicus, 1209 nucleotides. Its product is annotated as plastid-lipid-associated protein 6, chloroplastic. The transcript is spliced from 4 exons. The coding region runs from base 153 to 1016 and encodes 287 amino acids. Lineage: Eukaryota; Viridiplantae; Streptophyta; Magnoliopsida; Fabales; Fabaceae. The record is from RefSeq and is a predicted model, not a curated record.
GUUCUUGUUCUACUUGUCUUCUUCUCUCAUUCACAGUGUUUAUUUACACACAAAUCUCAAUCACAAAACGCAAUUUGAUUCUUUCUCCUCUAAUCUCUCUUCAUAGUUUCAUCCUUUUCAAUUCCCAAACUCACCCCUUUGAAAAUUACUGCAUGUCCAUGGCUUCUCUCAAUUUUCCUCUUCACCCUCCACCUUCUCUCACUCACUCUUCUUCUACUUCUUGUUCCAUUCCAAAGGGUUUUGUUCCAUGCUACAACAUCCAUGCUCUCAAGCUAAAGGGUCACCUUCAAACCUCUCAAAGCAGGCGUUCUCUCCUUGUUGUGAAAUCUGCUGUGGGUGAGGGCCGUGAGGCCUCUGUUGUUGACCCUCCUCCAUCUACACCUGACUUCCCAUGGGACGCCCCUUCUAAAUCGACUUUGAAGUUCAAUCUUCUGAGUGCUGUUUCCGGGCUAAAUAGAGGUCUUGCUGCAAAUGAAGAUGAUUUACAAAAGGCAGAUACUGCGGCUAAGGCACUUGAAGCUGCUGGAGGAGUAGUAGACCUCUCAGUUGAAAAUAUUGAUAAAUUGCAAGGAAGAUGGAAACUGAUAUAUAGCAGCGCAUUCUCGUCCCGUACACUAGGUGGGAGCCGUCCUGGCCCUCCCACAGGAAGGCUUCUUCCUAUAACUCUUGGACAGGUUUUUCAACGAAUUGACGUCUUAAGCAAAGAUUUUGAUAAUAUAGUGGAGCUUCAAUUGGGUGCUCCAUGGCCUCUACCGCCCCUCGAAGCAACUGCCACAUUAGCUCACAAAUUUGAGCUAAUAGGAUCCUCCAAGAUCAAGAUAAAAUUUGAGAAAACCACUGUGAAGACAUUGGGGAAUUUCUCACAGUUGCCACCCUUAGAGUUACCUCGAAUCCCAGACGCAUUAAGGCCUUCAUCUAACAGAGGAAGUGGUGAAUUUGAAGUUACAUUUCUUGACUCGGAUACACGCAUCACGAGGGGAGACAAAGGCGAGCUAAGGGUCUUUGUAAUUGCAUGAGUUCUCUAUUGGACUUAAAAAUCUCCCAACACCAGUGUCUAUCAUCUUUCUGUUUGUUUAUUUUCUUUUCUUUUCUCUGUUGUAACAUGUAUACUAUGUAAAACCACACUUUGUAGCUCCAAGUGAACAUGAUACUUUUUGUUUAAAUGUAACAUAUAUACUUCAACUUUAAAGAAUAAAUUCUUACUGAUCA